AUGUCACUGAGCCCCUGCUCGUCUGACCCUAACGUCUCAGGCAAAAAGGUGCUGACGGUGACUGAGCAGGCGAAAGCUGAAAAGGGACAGGAGAUCGGUGUCUCCACCGGCCCUUCCCUGGAGUUAUGCGUCGUCCCCGCCACCUUGGGCUCCUCGGUCGCGGCCGCCGCGCUGGAGCAGCUCUUAUUUGUGGAACAAUCGCUGCAAAGUGACUAUUUUAAAUGUGAUGAAGCAGCUAGGAUCUUUCUUCAGGACAUCGCUGUAGCUGUUAAAAAAUUGGAACAAAUGAGAAAAGCCACAAUUGAUCUUCUAGAAAUUGAAACCAUGGAACUCAGCAGACUAUAUUUUCUAUUGGAAACUCUUCCCAAGUGCUUUAACAGAGAAAUGGAAGAAUGUGUCAGAGAUGCUCGCAAAUCAAAUAUUUUUGAGAUAAAUAAAUUAUACCAAAAUAUUGCAAGUACUGAUUCUGAAAUAGAAUCCUUAAAGAAAACAUUAAUAGAACUGGAUGAAACUAAUAAAAUUCUAGGUGAAAAGCAAGAAAGAUUGGUGAAACAGCAUAAAAAGUUUGUCCUGUCACUCAACCAUGCAAUGAGUGAAAAAGCCGACACAACUAUUUACAUAAAUGAGACUUAUAGCAAGAUAAACCUGAAGAAAGAAGAAAUUCGAAUGCACAAACAGUGUAUUGAAGAAAUAGAGGAGAAAAUGGAAAAAGAUAGAGAAGAGCAUGCAUUACAAAAAAAGACAUUGAAUACACAGAUUGAUGAAUUGACACAUAUCAGUGAAAAUAAAAAAAAUAAUACUUAUAAGAAGAAGAAAGAAUUGGAUAAAUUAACUGUUAAAAUGUCAAAAAUAAAACAAACUAUUAUUUCCACCUCAGUGGUUCUUAGCGAUCACAAUUUAGAGAUUGAAGAAAGAAAUGGAGACAUAAAAGACUGGGAAAUAAAGGUUAAGGAUUUGGAGAAAAUUCAACAGACCCUGGAGAAUAAAAUAAAUUUUUUUUCUACUCAUAAGGAAAAACUCAAUGAAAUAUCUACUUCUCAGAAAGAGGAAUUUCUGAACAAGAUAAAAGAGGUUGCUGAAAAACUCCACUAUGCUCGUUCAGAGAAUAAAGACCUACGAGAAAAACUAACUACUCUUGCUAAACAGUAUAAGAACAUCUUACAUGAAGAGGAAGAAGUCUUUUUAAAGAGAAGGAACAUGUUUAACGAAUAUCAAAAGCAACAGAAAUUUAUUGCACAGAAAGAACUUUACCUAGCACAAAGAAAACUAGACAUCAAAAACAUGAAAGAAGGACUCAAAACACUGGAAGAACUUCAUAAAGAAAAACAGGAAAUAUAUAGGAAACAAAUAGAAAUCAUGGGUGAUAAUAGAGAAAGAGAAAAGCAGAGAAGUGUUAUAUAUCAGUGGAAUAUAGCUCAUUUGCUGAAAAAACAUAAGCGAUGGGCAGAUGUAAUAACGGCUGAAAUAAAAAACCUUCUACAGCAAAUUGAGGCUACACAACAAAGAAAAACCUCUUUAUCAGAAGAGACUGACAGUAGAGAAAAGGAGAUUGAUUUAUUUGUGGCACAGAUUGAACAACUUACAGUAGAAUUAAAAGAAGAGGAGAAGAAAUUUGUUUGCAAAGAAAAACAGUUAAUUGCAGACAUAAAUAAGUAUGAGGUUAAACUUGUUAAGGAAGUGCAAGUUAACAAAGAAAGGGAAGAAGAACUAGCUGAGUGUCUUCCACAACUUCAGGAGGCAGAAGAAAUAUUUGCAGAAAAAUAUAGACAGUUUGAAGACCUUACAAGUGCUCUUUCAGCACAAAAGCGAGAGGAGACGUUAAUAAGCCAUUCCAUUUUUCAGACAAAAAGAGACUUAUCAAGAUACACUCAACACAUGGAUAAAACAAAGGAAGACCGAAACUAUUUUCGUAAGCAAGAAAGCUUUAAAACCCAAGAGCACUUUGAAAUUCUGAAGAAUUUAGAAAAUGAAAUCUAUGUAAAUGACCAAAAGACAGAGUUUUUGCUCGUGGAAAAUGAAAGAUUAAAAAGAUAUUUAGUAUUCUUGUCCAACAACACAAUUCAAAGUUGA
Messenger RNA from Elephantulus edwardii (Cape elephant shrew), 2070 nucleotides. It is a transcript of the gene CCDC175, whose product is annotated as coiled-coil domain containing 175. The transcript has 18 exons. Bases 1 to 2070 code for a protein of 689 amino acids. The record is from RefSeq and is a predicted model, not a curated record. NCBI's taxonomy places the organism in Eukaryota, Metazoa, Chordata, Mammalia, Macroscelidea, Macroscelididae.